CCACGUAGCAUGACGCUGAACAAUUACUGUUUCAAACUUCUAAUGGAUGGUGGGUAGUUACUCGGGUUAUUCCAUUAAUACGGUUAACUAUGAGGGUGUUACGUAGCCGUUGUACCUAAUGUCAUCACGAUUCCUCAACAUAAUGUGGCUGAGUUGACGGUGUCGCUGUUGUAGUGACUUUAAAGCAUACAGUGAAAAAGGUAGAAACUGGUGAAAACAAUCAGGUACCGUGUGACAUGUGAUUUCUGACGUCACUAAUACAUACAUGAUGUCGAGAGGUGUGGCAGGGGGGAUCACCGUGUGCGUUAUAGCGAUCAUAUCAGGAUUAUAUGCAGCCAGUGAUGUAACCAUCAAUGUCGGUGUGAUUCCCGCCUGGCAAACUGUCGUCGCCGACGCCAUCAUGAGUGUGACGCACGUGACCAACAUCAACCUGCACGUCGUGGACGUCGGCGCCACAAACAACAGCUCAUUUCUGCAAAUAGAAAAUGUUCACAGCCGUCUGAAACGCUUACAGCUACAAGCGGUGAUUGGACAAUAUGACAGUGCUGUGGCUUUGGCCGUUGAGGAUCUUCACAUUCCAUUUCUGUGCACUAGUCCUGUCCCACGUUCCGACCUGCAGUUUACAGUCCAGAUGAUUCCAAGAAUCGACGAUAUCACUGAGGCGAUUUUGGAGUAUGCUGAGGCUCACAACUGGAAAAAAAUUAGCGUCUUCUACGACGAUGAUAUGGGCAUCACGUUGCUGGAGACCCUGAUGAAGAACCACUCUCUGUCGGUGCGGGCGUGGCGCCUGUCGGGCGUGGCUCGGGAUAGGGAGGUGCGGGAGUCGCUCGUUCAGAUGAGGAAGGUGCUGGUGGAACACACCGUCAUCUUCUGCUCCAAGACUAACACGCGACUCAUCCUAGAUCAGGCUCGAAGUCUUGCUAUGCUUUCCACACCGCCGUACGAGUGGAUUCUCAAAGAUUUGGCUGACACGAUGCACGACCUGUUUCACAAAUACGAGGACAUUGCUCUCAACUUCACCCUGUUCAGCUUCUUCCCUCUCAACUCCAAGAUGAACGUCGUCAACAACAACACCGUGGCGACCAAUAAGCUGCAGUACGCCCUCGCUGCCGACGCGCUCAGGUUGGUGACGUCAGCGGCGCAUCACGUGUUCAACAUGGACAGAAAGAAGUAUCCCCAGGUCAUAACAACAGAUGCAGGCAAGAAAGAGUUGAUGGCGGCUGUCAAACAGAACCAGGAGAUUGGCUUGCUGGGGAAUCUGUCGAUGAGUGACGACGGGAAAAGACACAACUUCUCCCUCUUCCUGACGGCGGUCACUGGCAACCACGGCAGCUACCUGCGUGGUCAGUGGUACACCCAGACAGAGAUAUUCAACCCUCGUCUCAGACUCUACAAGAAAGUGCUCAACCCGAACUGGACCACACCCUUUCCUCUGAGAGGCAGGACGGCACAAGCUGUCAUGAUACUGGAGAAGCCGUUCACGAUGUUGAAGCGAGACGCCCACCUUCGCCGCGGUAACGACCGAUUUGAGGGGUUCGCUGUCGACCUGCUGCAGCGCGUGGCGAGCAUGUUGGAUUUCGGCUUCGAAAUCUACCUGGUGCACGACGGCAAGUUCGGCAGUCGUCUCGACAACGGCGAGUGGAACGGCUUGAUCGGGGAGUUGCUAGCUGGGAACGCCACGAUGUCUGUGGCUCCUCUGAGCAUCAACUCGCACCGCGAGGAGGCGGUGGACUUCACCAAGCCGUUCAUGACGCGCUACAUCAGCGUGCUGCUGCGCAUCCCCAAGAGGGAGGUCUCGUACUUCGAGUUCCUCAACCCCCUCUCCCCCAUCGUGUGGAUCUGCACCAUGGGCGCCUUCGUCGUCGUCAGCAUCAUCCUGUAUAUCCUGGAACGCGUCGGGGCGUCACGGACCCGCAAGACGCCGAAGAUCUCCGUCAGGGAAAGUUUCUGGUUCAUCUUCGGCUCUCUGCUCCAGGGAAACACAGACUCUUCUCCUUCCACCAUCCCCGGACGCAUCCUCACCAGCUCCUGGUGGUUCUUCGCGUUGAUCCUCAUAUCCUCUUACACCGCCAAUCUGGCCGCAUUCCUCACCGUGAAGAAGAUCAACACGCCCAUAAAAACGGUCAGCGAUCUGGCUCAGCAGACCAAGAUAAAGUACGGGACUGUCCAGGACAGCGGAGUGAUGUCCUUCUUUAAGAACACCAACAUCGAGCACUUCGCCAAGAUGUGGGCUCAGAUGAGCGAGAUCGAGCCGGACUCCAUGGUCAAGGACACGGACGAAGGUUACAAAAAGGUCAAGGAGGAGAACUACGCUUUUUUCUGGGACACGACCGUUAACAAGUUCAAGACGAUUAUUGACUGCAACGUUAUGGAGAUUGAUCCGCCGUUUGAUCCCAAGGGAUUUGGCAUUGGGGUUCCGCCUGGUGCCACCUAUAGGGAAGAAGUGUCGAUGGCGAUCCUCAAGUUGAGUGAUCAGGGGAUUCUGCAUAUGUUGGAAAAUAAAUGGUGGGGGAGUCGGAAUUGCCCUGAUCUCGGGAAGCCGUCAACAGACGAAACGUCGGAGCUGCAGAUUGAAAACGUCGCCGGCGUCUUCUUCAUCCUCGUCGGUGGCAUCGUCAUCGCUGCCGUCGUGUGUGUGGGUGAAUAUUUCGGCAGAGUGCUGGUGAAACCCAAGGACUUCAACAAGGCUGAAAAGAAAGAAGUCAACAAUUCGGUACAUGACCACCCGCCCAGGGAGAGGCUAGAGAAGGAGAGUUUUCUAUGAUGGUAGGACCACGUGGCAGCCACGACUGUUGAUUGAUUCCAAGCACUAUGUGCACAGUUAUUGUCUAUCGUCAUGCUUCAUUUGUUCGUGUGCAAUCCACCGAAUCAGUAUGACAAGCUGGUAAUCACGGACAUGCAUUAUAACGACAUAGGAGUCCAAGUGUGGAGAUUACCAAGGCAAAUCAGUCCUGUGUUUGAUUUAUGCGAAAUUUCUAAUACAGUUGUGGCAAGCCGACCGUGAAAACCAAAUAUCCCAUUUGUAGUAUUUCUGACAUUGUGCCAAAGAUAAUUGUUUGUGGUAAGCCAAGCGGUGAACAUUCACAUUGUCUUCAUAGUCUCCAGUUAUAAACUGCUGGAACUCUAAUACCAUUUUUAUAGUGUUCGUAUUGUCACAGGUUUUUUUACUUUUAUUGUGGAGCAGACAUUGACGCCAUCUUGAUAACAUUUGCAUUUCCUUAUCACAAUAGUGUAUUGUGAAAUGGUCAGAAAAGGAGUAACUGUUUCACGAUACAUCAGAACAAUUCAAAUUAUGGUCGUUAGGUCUUACAGAUCGGGAACGGGAACUCUAUUAACGUGCCCAUAUCCAAUAAAGGUUCAGGCACGCCCACCCCGGAUUUAGUCUCUGAAUUCGCCAGUGACCAGUUUCGGUGCAGGUGUUACAGAUGGUUACUAGUAUCAGGCCCGGUGCUUGUAAAACGUUUAUAGUCUGAUCAGGUCAGGUCAUAGGGCUUUACGUGCACAUUUAGAGCAAGCGUUGUAGCGCACACCUGUCCUGGGCACAAGAGCCGACCUCGGCCGGCUCUUCUGUCCAUGACAAUUUAGAGUCUAGACUCUAAUAUAGUCUGAGACGUGAACGUCAUGGCAACGCCAUACAAAUUGUAUGCGUGUGACGUCAUUAGAGAUUGAGUCUGGACUCUAAAGGUUUUAUAAGCACGGGCCCUGGACACUUGGUUUAGUAUUUUGAAACAGUCUACAUGUACAUAUAAUGCAAUAUUAUAACAUUCAUAUUGUACUGAUGUUUAUUGUGAAGCAUACUGGUACGAAGUUGAUAAAACUCGUAUUUUUCCAGUCUUUUUUUAUGUGUAGACCAUAGAGCCGACUGGGCAAUGUUUAUAUUUCACAAGGAUCCAAAGAGCGUUACAGUAAAUAUAAUUCUCUUUGUGCAUCUUGUAGUAACGGCUGACAGAAUGCUCUCAAAUUAUAUUGUAAGAACCAGUGUUAACAAUUUUCUAGACGUAUGGAAAAAUUCAUUACCACAACUCGCAUGCUAUACGUUGUUACCAGUGGAUAGGUGUAAGACCACUAUACCGACUUUUCCGUCACUAACCAAUAACCACUAACUCACUGUCCUGUACAGACAGCCCAGAUAGCUGAGGUGUGUACCCAAGACAUCGUGCUUGAACCUUAAUUGGCUAUAAGCACGAAAAUAACGAGUUGUUACUACAAGUCGCACAGCGAGAAUGCCCACUUACGCAUCAGUAUAUCUGGAAGUUGCAGCGUUAUCGUGUGUGUGUGUGUGUGUGUGUGUGUGUGUGUGUGUGAUAAAUAUACAAGAUCUCAUUACUAUAUCAUAUUAUAUUCAGGCUAAAUUACCAAUUAUUAAGUGUGAUGUGUCCGGGGAUCAUUUAGCAUUCCAUCAUCCCUCCUAGUCCGUAUAUGUAUAUGACAAUAGAUACUAAUUAUGUUAAAACUGGAGAAAUAUUGUGAACAUACCUGGAUUUUUGUGAAAACGAGAGUAUCAUAAUCAAGAGUAGAUUUAGGAUAUUCGAGGGGGAGGUGACGAGAUUUCCAAAACCGGACCGUUUGAACCUCUUGGAUCAGCAGCGUUAGUAAUAGGCAAUAGAGUGUAUCACUGGUGUAAACCAGCCGGUUGUUUUCACUGUUGGUACAUGUCACAGUACGAUGUCAUAGAUACUAACAAUGUGAACUAUUACAGUAUUACGACUGUAGGGCAUUUGCUGGAUAUAUUUACUAGUAUAUUGCUUGUAUAUUGUAUUAAGGUUCCAUUUACCGUUAUUGUUGACGUUAAAUUACAGACUUUGGAUGAUGCGUUUAAGGUGAAUAAAUUUAAACUAAUUUUUAAUGUAGUGUGUAGGGUAGUUUAAUUUAAUAGUUACUUUUAUUAUGUACUGAAUUUAUCUGUGAGAUUGACCGAGGACGAUCGAGUAAGCGAGAGAGAGAGAGAGAGAGAGAGAGAGAGAGAGAGAGAGAGAGAGAGAGAGAGAGAGAGAGAGAGAGAGAGAGAGAGAGAGUUGACAAAAGUGAAAUAUAAAGAGACAAGCUAUGGAUAUGCAAAUGGUACAUUAAAAUAAGGUUUUGUAUGCAUUUUUUUUGUUAUGAAUUAAAUCAAGAUUUCAA
This is a messenger RNA of Gigantopelta aegis, 5121 nucleotides long. RefSeq names its product glutamate receptor ionotropic, kainate 2-like. The record is from RefSeq and is a predicted model, not a curated record. Lineage: Eukaryota; Metazoa; Mollusca; Gastropoda; Neomphalida; Peltospiridae. Bases 266 to 2764 code for a protein of 832 amino acids. The transcript is spliced from 13 exons. Gene Ontology annotation, cellular component: plasma membrane; postsynaptic membrane. Gene Ontology annotation, molecular function: glutamate-gated receptor activity; transmitter-gated monoatomic ion channel activity involved in regulation of postsynaptic membrane potential. Gene Ontology annotation, biological process: synaptic transmission, glutamatergic; modulation of chemical synaptic transmission; monoatomic ion transport.